AUGAAUUUUUCCUCACGACUAAAAUUCCAUUUUGAGCCUCUAAAAGGAUGGAUGAACGAUCCCAAUGGAUUGAUACAAUUUAAAGGAGAAUAUCAUGCAUUCUUCCAGCAUUAUCCAUUUGAUACUAAAUGGGGACCAAUGCAUUGGGGCCACGCAACAAGUAAAGAUCUCAUCCAUUGGGAGCACAAGCCUAUAGCACUAUAUCCUGAUCAAGAAUAUGAAAAUAAUGGCGGAUGUUUUUCAGGAAGUGCAAUUGAAUUCAAUGAUAAGCUUCAUAUUUUUUAUACUGGAGUAGGAAAGUCUAAUGGACAAUCUCAAUGUCAUGCAGUCAUGCAAGAUGAAAAUAGGUUUAUUAAGGAUCCUAAAAAUCCAAUAAUCAAAUCUCCACCAAUUGAAUACGGCAUUAAUGAUUUUAGAGAUCCUAAGGUUGUAAAAAUCGAAAAUACUUUCUAUAUGGUUGUUGGAACAGGAAAAGAUGGAAUUGGAAGAGUUUUGUUGUAUAAAAGCUCAAAUUUAGAGAAUUGGACAUUCCUUAAUCUAUUAGUUGAAGGAAAAGAAUAUGGCCAAUGCUGUGAAUGUCCUGAUCUCAUCCAAAUUGAUAAUCAAUUUUUCCUCAUGUUCUCUCAAAUGACAGGUCAAGGUAUUGGAACUCUGUUUUUCCAUCUUAAAUAUGAAAAUGGCACAUUUACUGUUGACAAAAAGCUCAAUCAACCGAUUAUUGGUCCAGAUUUUUACGCUCCUCAGACAUUCCAUGACGAUAAAGGAAGAAGGAUUAUUAUUGGAUGGCUUUACAACUGGAAGAGAGUACCUCCCAAAGAAGUUGACUACGCAGGAGCAUUUACUAUUCCGUGCGAGCUCAAAUAUAAAGAAGGAAAGAUUGUUGUAAAUCCGAUAGACGAAAUAUCGCACGAACUUAAAUCUGAAAGUAAGUUUGUUGAGAUUCAGGAAAAUAAAUUAAUUAUAAAUGGAAAACCAAGUGUUAUUCAUGAAGGAAAGAUCGAAAACAUCAAAAUUUUAGAAGAUGUAAAAACUAUUGAAGUUUGGAUCAAUAAUGGCGAAUUUUAUUACAGCACUUGGCUAUUUUAG
This is a messenger RNA of Trichomonas vaginalis G3, 1086 nucleotides long. RefSeq names its product glycosyl hydrolase. Gene Ontology annotation, molecular function: hydrolase activity, hydrolyzing O-glycosyl compounds. The coding region runs from base 1 to 1086 and encodes 361 amino acids. The transcript has a single exon. Gene Ontology annotation, biological process: carbohydrate metabolic process. The record is from RefSeq and is a predicted model, not a curated record. Lineage: Eukaryota; Parabasalia; Trichomonadida; Trichomonadidae.